CCAGCUGGGGACGUGUCUGGGGGUCAGCACGCUCCUGCGCUUCUCUUCCAGCUCGCCUGACCGUGUCCUACAGCCGGAGCAGCGGUCCUGGCGGGCAGCACGUUAAUAAAGUGAAUACCAAGGCAGAAAUUCGAUUCCACCUGGCAUCAGCAGACUGGAUUCCAGAAGAUGCGAGACAAAAAAUGGCAUCGAUGCACAGGAAUAAGAUAAACCGAGCUGGCGAGCUGAUUGUGACCUCUGAAGAGAGUCGCUACCAAAUGAGGAAUCUGGCGAUUUGUUUAGAAAAAAUCAGAACCAUGGUCGCAGAGGCAACUGAGAAGCCCAAGGUGGUAUCUAAGGAGACAACACAGAAACUCAUAGAGAGGGUGGAAAAAAUGAACCGUGAACGACUGCGACAGAAAAAGAUACACUCAAAUAUAAAACAGAGCAGGAAAGCAGACUUUGACUGAGAACAGCGGAGACUGAAGUCCUUGGCAUACUGUCUUUUUAAAGAAAUGGCAUUGGCAGCUGUAGAUGAUGCUAAACUCACGAGCUGUAUUCAAUAAAAAUGGUCUAAAAGUGUAAAUAAAAA
Cariama cristata (Red-legged seriema) is the source of this 571-nucleotide messenger RNA. RefSeq names its product immature colon carcinoma transcript 1 (gene MRPL58). Gene Ontology annotation, molecular function: translation release factor activity. The transcript has 4 exons. Gene Ontology annotation, cellular component: mitochondrial large ribosomal subunit. The annotation marks the transcript as partial. Gene Ontology annotation, biological process: mitochondrial translational termination. The record is from RefSeq and is a predicted model, not a curated record. NCBI's taxonomy places the organism in Eukaryota, Metazoa, Chordata, Aves, Cariamiformes, Cariamidae.